Molecule: messenger RNA, 945 nt
Organism: Mizuhopecten yessoensis (Yesso scallop)
Lineage: Eukaryota; Metazoa; Mollusca; Bivalvia; Pectinida; Pectinidae
Exons: 2
Coding region: 37-945 (302 amino acids)
Source: RefSeq, a predicted model, not a curated record
GAUCACUGAACACGGUCUACGGUAGUUGCUGUUAUAAUGCCCAAAAGGAAGGAACCUGGAACGGCAACGAGGGCUGCAAAGCGGAGGGCACAGCAGGAGGCUGAGCUGGAGGUUCAGGAGGCCGAGCCAGAGGUUCAGGACACAGUCCCUGAUCAGAAUGAGGAGGCACCAGAUGAUUCAUCAGGUGAUGAGGCUGACCUAAUUACCCCAGUAGUCAGCGUGUACUCUAAGCUUGGGGAAAAUGUCUCCGAGGGUACCAGAACAAAAAUAAUUGAAGGAAAAUAUGUGAACCUGGGGACUUUAUUGAAAAGGGGACCCCAAGAUGGGGAUGAGCAAAAGGUUAUUAUAAAAAAUGGUCAGUUGAUAACAAAAUCCAUCUCCUCUGAAAAAAUCAUCUCCAUUGAAAUGUGGACAGAUGCAUUUAUUGUAUUUAUUGCCAUCUACGGAACAGUCCAUCCAGCUAAAAUACCUGGGUUGUUAAAGUAUAUGGACAGCGUUCGAGUGGGGGCUAGGAGAUGUAAUGGUCUGGGGUGGAAAAGUUAUGACGAGCAAUAUCGUCUAAGAAAAAGUUCUAAUCCUGAAUCUGAUUGGGCAAAGAUAGAUGAUGAACUCUGGCUGCUUUACAUGAAUGAUAGGUUUCCAGUUCCCCAAUCUCGUUAUCAACCGCGUUUCAAUACCAGGACUAGUGGGAAAUGCUUUGAUUUCAAUAAUAAGUGGUCCUGCUUCCGUUACCCAUGUCAUUACUUACAUACUUGUUUGAAUUGUUCAGGAGACCAUCCUUCAGUCAUGUGCACACAACGGCAACCAUUUCUUAACCCAGCUUCCCCNACUCCCACCCGCUCUCCAUACCCAGGUAUCAAUCCAAGAAUGCCCUUCAAAGGUACAAGGGGGAGGGGACGUGGACAGGGAUAUAUGGGCCCUGGCAGCCACACCCAUCAAAAGUGA